GCUGCCCUCGCUGACGCUGUGACGCUCCAAAACACCCCGCCGACACCGGUGUUUCGUGACUGGAUCAUAUUGAAAAGAAAUUGUCAUAAUAACUCUCAUUACGCUGUAGAAUAAAAAUGGUGCUGUGUAGUAUCGAAUGUGUCCAACGAAUCUCUCAAUACUUAGAAAUCCCACCGGGUAAACUCCAAAUAACACAGAGUAACACAAUUGCUGCUGACAAUUUAGUAAAAAACACCACAAUCGAAGGAUUCAGCUCCAUAAUUCAAGCAUAUGCAAAUCUCUCGAAACAGCAAGAGCUUCACCUUGGGAGUGAUAGAAUUACACAAACAUUAGUACGACAAUGGCUGGAAUAUGCAGUUAUGUGUGUGAAUUAUGCUGAUAUUCCUGCAAAUACUAAAAGAGUGCUCAAGGAACUAAAUAUUGCAUUAAGAGACAAUACCUAUAUCACAGGAACAAGCAAGACGAUAGCGGACGUGGCACUGUAUUAUGCCCUACAUUCAAUAAUGAGCGGACUUACAUGUCAGGAGCAAGCUGAGUAUGUCCAUGUCUCUAGGUGGUUUGAUAAUGUCCAGCAAGAAGCCAAAUUGAGACACAAAUUGAAAGUUAUUGAUUUUGAUCUCAUGCAUUUAUACAUCUGAAUGGAAUAACCAAUUGCUCUACGACGUUUUUCAUAAUUUGUAAUUGGAAAUGCCAAUUUGAUAAUGUUUGUUGCCGAAUUGAUAUUGUUUCAAUGGAGUGUUUUUGAUCAUUUUUGAGGCUCAGGAAAGAAAGAAUAAAGAAC
Messenger RNA from Diachasma alloeum, 781 nucleotides. It is a transcript of the gene AIMP3, whose product is annotated as eukaryotic translation elongation factor 1 epsilon-1. The record is from RefSeq and is a predicted model, not a curated record. Gene Ontology annotation, cellular component: nucleus; cytoplasm; aminoacyl-tRNA synthetase multienzyme complex. NCBI's taxonomy places the organism in Eukaryota, Metazoa, Arthropoda, Insecta, Hymenoptera, Braconidae. Bases 117 to 638 code for a protein of 173 amino acids. The transcript is spliced from 4 exons. Gene Ontology annotation, biological process: positive regulation of DNA damage response, signal transduction by p53 class mediator.